Messenger RNA from Diabrotica virgifera virgifera (western corn rootworm), 3549 nucleotides. RefSeq lists its product as uncharacterized. Bases 1 to 3192 code for a protein of 1063 amino acids. NCBI's taxonomy places the organism in Eukaryota, Metazoa, Arthropoda, Insecta, Coleoptera, Chrysomelidae. Gene Ontology annotation, molecular function: nucleic acid binding. The record is from RefSeq and is a predicted model, not a curated record. The transcript has 3 exons. Gene Ontology annotation, biological process: DNA integration.
AUGGAUAAUUUUUACAACCCUGCACCACUUGAAAUUGCUGAAAUAUUUAGGUUUCAAUCAAAAAGACAAGCAGAAGGCGAAAGUAUACAAGAAUACCUACAUUCUCUACAGAAACUUGCCAUAAACUGCAACUUUUCCACAUAUUUAAAAAGUGCUAUACGAAAUCAGUUUGUUUUUGGUUUACAGUCAAAGAGGAUUCAAGCCAGACUAUUAGAAACAAAGGGAUUGGACUUGGACCGAGCCGUAGAAAUUGCAGCAAGCAUGGAAACUUCAGAAAAGGAUAGUUUAGUUUCAGUGGAGGUUGAGCACCAGGAAUUAAAGCACACUCUAAAGUUGUAUGUGGUGGAUGGUGAUGGCUACUCACUGGUUGGUCGAGAGUGGAUACAUGCUCUGGAAAUCAAUUUACAUCAGGUAAAUACAAUUCUACAUGAAAAUUUUGAAAUUGCAACUUUGUUAGAUAAAUAUAAACAUUUAUUUGAAAAGUCAGUUGGUGAAAUAAAAGGGUUAGAGGCUGAAAUUUAUCUAAAACCUGGUACUAAAGCAAAAUUUUGUAAGGCCCGUCCUGUAGCUUUUGCAUUACGCCCUAAAGUUGAGGCAGAAUUAGAGUCCUUAGUAAAUCAGGGAGUCUUAAAGAAAGUAGCAUUUUCGGACUGGGCAACUCCUAUUGUUCCUGUAGUUAAACAAAAUGGGGACAUACGCAUUUGUGGUGAUUUUAAAAUCACAUUAAACCCUUGCAUUGAAGUGGAUGAAUACCCUUUACCUACACCAGAUGACCUACUUUCCCAAUUAGCAGGUGGGGACAAAUAUACAAAAAUAGAUAUUACGAAAGCUUACUUACACUUGCCAAUAAAAGAUGAAAUGAAACAUUUACUUACAUUAAACACCCAUAAAGGUUUAUUUCAACCAAAUCGAUUAAUGUUUGGAAUUGCUAGUGCUCCUGCCAAAUGGCAACGUUUAAUGGAGCAAAUGCUACAAGGAAUAGAUGGUAUUUCAAUAUUUCAGGAUGAUAUAAGAAUUACAGCUCCAAAUAAUACCUUACAUUUACAAAGACUUGAACAAGUUUUAAAGAAAUUAUCUGAACAUAAUUUACAUAUAAAUUUGGAUAAAAGCGAAUUUUUCAAAGACGAGAUUGACUACUGUGGAUAUAAGAUGAGUAAAACGGGUGUGUCUACUAGUGCAGAUAAGGUAACUGCAAUUGCAAAUGCUCCAAUACCUACAAACAGAACUCAAGUUCGGAGUUUCUGUGGCCUAAUUAAUUAUUACAGACGUUUUUUAAAAGAUACUUCUACAAUUUUACAACCAUUAAAUAAUUUACUUAAAAAGAAUGUCAAUUUUAAAUGGUCGAAUACUUGUCAAACUGCGUUUGACAAAGCAAAAAAACUCAUUUGUUCUAGAAAUGUUUUAUGUCACUAUGACCCAAAUUUACCAUUAGUCCUAGCAACUGAUGCAUCACCCUAUGGGGUAGGUGCAGUACUUUCACAUAUCUUUUCAGAUGGUACAGAGAGACCCUUACAGUUUGCUUCUCAAACUCUUACUACUACACAGCAAAGGUACUCACAAAUAGACAAAGAAGCUUACAGCAUAAUUUUUGGAGUAAAAAAAUUUUACAAUUAUUUAUGUGCUAGGAAAUUUACUUUGCUCACUGAUCAUAAACCGUUAGUUCAAAUUUUUGCACCUGAUAAAAGCCUACCAGUUUUAAGUGCAACAAGAAUGCAACAUUAUGCAAUUUUCUUACAAGGUUUGAAUUAUGACAUUCGUUACAAAAAUACAGAUUCUCAUCUCAAUGCUGACGCACUUUCACGUCUACCUAUAAAAUCAGAACAAAAUUUCACACAUGAUGAGCCAGAUAUUUUUGAAAUAAAUCAAAUUGAAACUUUGCCUACAAAUAUUAGAGAUCUAGCUUUUCAUACAAAAAAUGAUCAUACCUUAAAAAAAUUACUUGUUGGGUUAAAAACAGGAAAACCUGUUGAUAAACGAUUUAGCUUCAAUAUAAAUCAAGCUGAAUUUUCAUUACAAUCUGAUGUUAUUAUGAGAGGACAAAGAGUAGUUAUACCUACUAAAUUGAGAAAUAAAAUUUUGACAGAAUUACAUACUGCACAUUUUGGAAUAGUUAGAAUGAAAUCUUUAGCUCGUAGUUAUUGCUGGUGGCCUCACAUAGACCAGGAUAUUGAGUCACUUUGUAAAAAUUGUUUAGAGUGCAAUAAGCACAAGAACAACCCAAUUAAAGAUAAUUCUCAUAUAUGGGAGCCACCAAAAUUUUGUUUUGAACGAGUGCAUGCUGAUUACGCUGGACCUUUCAAUGGAGGUUAUUAUUUUAUAUUGGUAGAUUCCUUCAGUAAAUGGCCUGAAAUUCAUUUUACAAAAAAUACUACUACAAAAACUACUAUUGAAAUUUGCCGAAAAAUUUUUACAACUUUUGGUAUUCCUAAAGUUUUUGUUACAGACAAUGGUAGACAAUUUGACUCUCAUGAGUUUAGAACUUUUAUGAAAGAUAAUGGAAUUACACAAAAAUUUACUGCACCCUACCAUCCUGCAACUAAUGGACAGGGAGAGAGAUAUGUCCAAAUACUAAAAAAAUGUUUAAGGGCUAUGCGAAGUGAGGGAAAUGACAGGGAGUUUGAAUUAUGUAAGCUACUUAUGCAAUACCGCAGAAGCCCACAUACAGUUACAGGUAAAAGUCCCUCAGAACUUAUGUUAGGAAGACAAAUAAGGAAUAGAUUAGAUUUACUUAAACCUUCAUGUAGUGAUAGAGUUACCUAUACUGAUAUGAGUCUAAGAAACUUUGAUAUAGGAACUAGGGUUUCCGUGAGGGAUUAUUUUCAUUCUAAAUGGCAAUUUGGCAUUAUUGUACUCAGAUUAGGGUUAUUGCAUUAUUUAAUUCAGUUAGAUGAUGGUAGAACAUGGAAACGUCAUGUAGACCAAAUACGGCAAAUUGGGGAAUAUACUCCAUCUCAAAAUAAUCCAACAUGUUACAUUCCGGAUACCAUUACUCACAAUUUGAUUCCGAGGGAGGCAUCAAUUCCAGAGCACAGUGUCUCACCACCACCUACCGAAGUGAUUACUGAUGAAUCCGAAAUUUCAAACAAUAUGGAAAGUUCGAAUAGUGUACCUGGGGCUCAAACUGAAACUGAGGAACCCAUUUUAAGGCGUUCCACUAGAGUAAGGAAACCUGUUACCAGACUGAAUUUCUAACUCGGUCAAAGAUCAAUGGCGGAAACUACGUGACUCCUAUCGCGAAGCUCUACGAAGGCAACAAACCAAAAGCGGCCAAAAGAGUGUACAAGUUAGGCUGUGGAUCUACCAGAAACAAAUGGAAUUUUUGAAACCGUAUAUGAAAAACAGGACCACUGUAGGGUGGCCUGAAGUUCAACAAUCUGAAGAAAUACAAUCUGAGCAGACUGAAGCACAAUCUGAGCAGACUGAAGCACAAUCUGAGCAGACUGAAGCACAAUCUGAGCAGACUGAAACACAAUCUGAGCAGACUGCUGACAUUACAGUACCUAAUGAUGAAGGGCCAAAUGAGGCUGAGGAAAUUGAAUGUGUUCAGCC